Gossypium arboreum is the source of this 1128-nucleotide messenger RNA. RefSeq names its product transcription factor MYB12-like. The transcript is spliced from 4 exons. The coding region runs from base 129 to 836 and encodes 235 amino acids. Lineage: Eukaryota; Viridiplantae; Streptophyta; Magnoliopsida; Malvales; Malvaceae. The record is from RefSeq and is a predicted model, not a curated record.
AUCACUAUUCAAGGCAAACAUGGCGGCAUUCAUCACCAUAGAUAAAGUCCCUAUCACUGCUCCAUCCACACCACAACCCUAGGUGUCUCUCGUAACAUCCACACCACAACCUCAGUGCAGUGCCAGAAAUGGGGAGGGCUCCUUGUUGUGAAAAAGUAGGGUUAAAGAAAGGGAGAUGGACGGCUGAAGAGGAUGAGAUUUUGACCAAGUAUAUUCAAGUUAAUGGAGAAGGCUCCUGGAGAUCAUUGCCCAAGAAUGCAGGAUUGCUAAGGUGUGGGAAGAGUUGCAGACUGAGAUGGAUUAACUACUUGAGAACCGAUUUAAAGGGAGGAAACUUUACUGCAAAAGAGGACGAAACCAUUGUUAAUUUGCAUUCUACUUUGGGAAAUAGGUGGUCUUUGAUUGCUAGUCACUUACCGGGAAGAACAGACAAUGAGAUAAAGAACUAUUGGAACGCUCAUUUGAGCAGGAAAAUCUAUAGAUGGGUAAUGAAGAAAAACAAAAGCUGCUGUUAUAAUGCCCAGAAAGAUGCUAUCAGUUCUUCAAAUAAACCUAUGGAGGUGGUGCCUGUUAUACCCUCUCAUUCGGGGUCAGAAGAGGAAAGAAACAUGGAGAAUAUUUCAAGACCAAACUCUAGUAGUUGUAACACGGAGAAAGAGACAGGCAGUGAGGACAUUUGGGAACUGUGUUCUAAGGACAUCAUGGGCAGUGAACUGUUACCACCAGAUGAUGAUUUCUCACUAACAUCAAGUGGGUAUGGUGAGAACAGUAUUGGAGAUGAUUUGAAUCCAAUAACAUCAUUUUUUGUUGAUGAUGAUCUUGAUUUGGAAUACUGAGAAAGUUUAGCUCAAGGGAAUGAACUUUGACAUGAUGAUCAUCAUAGAGAGUAGUAGAGUACUACUGCAUCUCAUAUUGGUUGUGGAUAGUAAUUAUAAUGGAGAAGGUUGGCAAAUAAGGAGUUUUGAGUGCGAGAGACGUGAGAUUCCAUGGUUGUUUGGUUGUUUCACUUAUCUGUGAACUGCUUAGCUAGACAGUAUUAAUCAAUCUGUCUCCUUGUUCUUUUUUUUUGUGUGUCUCCUGGAUGAUGAUCUGAUCAUUUGUUAACUAUCUAUUGCUCCUUUUGUUAGU